Molecule: messenger RNA, 1037 nt
Organism: Pectinophora gossypiella (pink bollworm)
Lineage: Eukaryota; Metazoa; Arthropoda; Insecta; Lepidoptera; Gelechiidae
Gene: RpL5
Product: 60S ribosomal protein L5
Exons: 7
Coding region: 105-1001 (298 amino acids)
Biological process (GO): translation; ribosomal large subunit assembly
Cellular component (GO): ribosome; cytosolic large ribosomal subunit
Molecular function (GO): 5S rRNA binding; structural constituent of ribosome
Source: RefSeq, a predicted model, not a curated record
GUUCUGGCAACACCUAAGUUAUAAAAAAAAAGAAAUAUCUCCUUUUUCCGGUGGUUUCGUACUUGGCCGCCGGGCCGUAAUUUUGUCUGAAUUUAUUAGUGAAAAUGGGUUUCGUGAAAGUUGUGAAGAACAAGCAGUACUUCAAGAGGUACCAAGUCAAGUUCAGGAGGCGUCGUGAGGGUAAAACAGACUACUAUGCCCGCAAGCGCUUGACCGUCCAGGACAAGAACAAAUACAAUACACCCAAAUACCGGCUGAUUGUCCGUCUUUCAAACAAAGAUGUGACCUGCCAGGUAGCAUACUCUCGCAUUGAGGGAGAUCACAUUGUCUGUGCUGCCUACUCUCAUGAACUGCCACGCUAUGGUGUUAAGGUUGGUCUUACAAACUAUGCUGCUGCCUAUUGCACCGGAUUGUUGCUGGCUCGACGUCUGCUGCAGAGACUCGGCCUUGAUACCCUGUACACUGGUGCCACUGAAGUUACUGGCGACGAAUACAACGUAGAACCUGUAGACAAUGGCCCAGGUGCAUUCAGAUGUUACCUAGAUGUCGGUCUAGCACGUACCACCACCGGAGCCCGUGUGUUUGGAGCUAUGAAAGGAGCAGUUGAUGGAGGCCUAAAUGUACCACACUCCAUCAAGAGAUUCCCAGGCUAUGAUGCAGAAGCAAAGAAAUUCAAUGCUGAAGUUCACAGAGCACACAUCUUUGGUCUUCAUGUAGCAGAAUACAUGCGCAACCUAGAACAAGAAGAUGAGGACUCCUUCAAGAGACAGUUUGGCAAAUACAUUAAAGUCGGUGUUGUUGCUGAUGCUGUUGAGACCAUCUACAAAAAGGCACAUGAAGCUAUCCGUACCGACCCAUCAUACAAGAAGAAGGAGAAGAAGGACCCUGCCAAGCAGAAGCGCUGGAACAAGCGUAAGCUGACCCUGGCUGAGAGGAAGAACAGGAUCAAGCAGAAGAAGGAAUCCUUCAUCAAGAGACUGCAAGCCCAAGCAGAGGCUUGAAAUGGUUUAUAACAGCAAUAAAACCAUUGAAUUCUA